This is a messenger RNA of Nymphalis io (European peacock), 699 nucleotides long. It is a transcript of the gene ND-ASHI, whose product is annotated as NADH dehydrogenase [ubiquinone] 1 beta subcomplex subunit 8, mitochondrial. The record is from RefSeq and is a predicted model, not a curated record. The transcript has 3 exons. Bases 84 to 605 code for a protein of 173 amino acids. Gene Ontology annotation, cellular component: mitochondrion. NCBI's taxonomy places the organism in Eukaryota, Metazoa, Arthropoda, Insecta, Lepidoptera, Nymphalidae.
AAUGUUAAUGAAUUGUCAAUGUCAAAUUACUUAUUGUCGGGAUAAAUUUGAUAGGUACUCUUUAAGCCAAAUUGUGUUAAAAAAUGGCAUUGGCUUUAAUAAGAAAAGCCGUUUUAUCUAAUCCCAGUUCCUUGCGCAAAACUGUUGGAAUAUUUUGUAAUGCCGCAAGAAACCAUUGGAACUACCAAUACAAGCCUGGACCAUAUCCUAGGACCCAAGCAGAAAGAGAAGCUGCUGCAAAGAAAUAUGGGCUAACUAUCGAAGAAUAUCAACCUUAUCCUGAAGAUAUGUGUUACGGAGAUUAUCCAAAAAUGCCAGAUAUUGGUGCCGAUUCUAAAGAUCCAUCGUAUCCCUAUGAUUCGCCGGAAUUAAAAAGAAAUUUUAAUGAAACGUUUCAUGCACAAGCUGAAAUAUUUGGAGAGGAUCGCUAUGAUAUAAGCAUGAGGCCUAGACUUCCUGUAUUAACACAAUUGACAUGGUUUUUGUGUACAGUCACAGGCAGUUUCCUUUUGUACUUUUACUUAGAAGAUUAUAAGUUUGGAAGACCUGUAACUGCUAAGCAAUAUCCACAAGAUGGUCCACACUACUUGUUCAGCCCAAAGUAGGAAAAUAAGUAGGUAACAGGUUUCAGUGUAGUGUUUUGAAUUAUAGUUCAAUCAAUAAAAUUCUGUUAUCAAAUAGAUUUGUUUUAUAAAUUUA